Messenger RNA from Suillus clintonianus, 1788 nucleotides. RefSeq lists its product as uncharacterized. The transcript has 8 exons. The record is from RefSeq and is a predicted model, not a curated record. NCBI's taxonomy places the organism in Eukaryota, Fungi, Basidiomycota, Agaricomycetes, Boletales, Suillaceae. The coding region runs from base 1 to 1788 and encodes 595 amino acids.
AUGUCGUCAUUCCAGUGUCCUUCAUGUGGCAAGGGCGGUUUCAAGAAUGACGUCGCUGUUGCUCGUCACAUGAGCCAACCUCGCUCUGGGUGCAGUACGUGGCUGCAGGAUUUGAUAUGCUUGCGCUCCGAGUCUGAUUCCUGUAUGGACUCGGAUGACGAACCGAAUAUUUCCAUGGAUAUGGACGAUGCCAGUGAACCGAAUAUGCCCGACAUCGAGUCUGGUGGUUUGGGGGAUUGGGAUGAGAUGUCUCGAGGGAGUACUAGUGGUAGUGAGAGCCAGGAAAUGCCAACUCACAACUCGGAAGUUAUCGACUCAUAUUCUGACUGCGCUCAAUCAUACGGCAGGGGCUACACGUUCCUUGAUCUAUUCAAUUCCGACAAUAACAGCAAACACCGUGCAAUGAAUCCGUAUUACCCAUUCAGCGGCUGGAAAGACUGGGAAGUUGGGUCGUGGCUCCUUCGCUCAGGAUUGAGCAUGGGGAAGAUAGACAAUUUUCUUUUGCUCGAGAUGAUAAAGACCCUUCCAUUAGUGGUAGUCAGAGUGAACGAUUUUGAGACGAUUCAGUCACCUCCCCCUCCACACUCAAGUAGCAUGGCACCCAAAGGAAAACACGUCCAACGAGCAUCUCCGCUGAAAGCCCGUAAAAAAGUGCCCAUUAAAAAAGGCAAAAAAGCGCUGCCAAUGGGUACCAAGGUCGAAGUCGGAGAUACCGCGGAGGCUAUCGAAAAGGUCAACGAUGAGAAAGAUGACGAGGAAGUCCCUGAUAUCGAGAACUGCCAGUUGGACAGAUACUUUGACGUGGUCCCUCGAUUGUACCCUGAACCAGGUGCGAAUGCAUCGACGAAAAACGGAGGAGGCGCGAAGAAAACAGAACACCACUGGGCACUCUGCAAGGUUCUGUUUGAUGGCCAUGCGGAGUAUGGCAGUGCAUUUGAAAUUGCACUUGGCAACCUGAAAGAAAAAGGCCUGCGACAAGCAUGGAUCUUAGAACGAAAAACCCUUGUCUAUGUCAAGGAGAUGGGAACAACAGGAGCUGGCAUUGAGCGUGAGGAAGAUAUCGACAUGAGUCAGGUGAACAACUUUACCACAAGAUGGGAAGAAUUUCCGUGGUUCUUCGAGAUGCGUGCUCUUGUCGCCAAUUGUCCUAGUCGGAUUCCUACCGGUGUUGGUAAUGCAGAUUCGGCUGCCGACUUUUCAAUUUUGUUACCGAAUGAUGGCGAAGAAUUUUCCGAGUCACUGAGUGAGCCCGUGGGAUUAUCUGAUGUAGAGCCUGAUGGAGAUACUUCUGUGGCUAGUGGCGAGGACACAAAACCCCCAAAACACCAGCGGUCAACAAAGAUCGAAGAUCUCGCUGACGAAGAUUGCAAGCCUGCGAAGAAGUUAAAGGUUACAACGAGCACCAAACCAUCCAAGACGAAAUCAUUCCUAGACAGGUAUGCCGAAGUGGCUGAGCAAGAAGAGCUGACUGCACAGAAACGGGCUGAUGCACUCACAGCCAAGGCAUCACUUGCUGUUGUCAAAGCAAAAGCCAAGGCCCAGAUCAAGCUGGAGAAGGAGAGACGCGAGACGGAGAAGGAGAGGAGGAAGACUGAGUAUGCAUUGAGGAAGCUCGAGCUUGAGCAUCAAUUUCGAAUGGCUCAAUUGCCUCGCAUUGACCAGGCUGGCCCUUCACAAGCACACUAUCGAACAAAUGAUUUCCUCUCCGAUGAUGAUCCAUAUGGACUUCCAAUUCUCCCGCAACCAGAGAACUCUGAGGGGGGAAGUUCAACUAGCUACCAUUACUAA